This is a messenger RNA of Marasmius oreades (fairy-ring Marasmius), 1032 nucleotides long. RefSeq lists its product as uncharacterized. The transcript is spliced from 9 exons. Bases 1 to 1032 code for a protein of 343 amino acids. The record is from RefSeq and is a predicted model, not a curated record. Lineage: Eukaryota; Fungi; Basidiomycota; Agaricomycetes; Agaricales; Marasmiaceae.
AUGCCUAGUUCGAUAUCGCUUGAUGAAGCUAUUGUCAUGCUGAGCGAGACAUUGAUUCUCACCUCACUCUUCCACUGGGGCCUCUUUGGCAUCCUCACCGUACAAAUGUUCCUAUAUCACAAGUCGUUUUCCCGGGAUAAGCUCGCGAUCAGAGUUGUGUUCUAUUCGAUCUAUAUCAUGGAAGCAUUGCAGACGGUUUGGGUAGCCAGGAAAGUGUACUUGUUUUGUGGAAGCGGAAGCAGAAACGCUAGUUAUGAUCUCCUGGAAAGCAUGAUUCGAGUGGACUGGGGAGACGAGGCUAUCAUUGUCAAAACAGGAAUUGUUGGGCUAUUAUGUCAAUGCUUUUCAGCAUGGAGAAUAUGGGUCUUAUCCAGAUCGAAGGUCAUGACGAUUUCAGUGGUCAUCCUGUCUCUGCUAAGCGCGGCAGCCACAGCGGCCUUCGCCGGAAGCGCAUAUAUCAUAGAAUUUUUAGUUUCAAUCGAUUCGAAUUCACUUCUGACCAGGGACAUUACCACGAUUCUAUGGACUGCAAGUUCGGCUCUCUGUGACACCAUAAUCGUGAUUUUCAUGGGAUUGAUCCUUAAAAGAUCGAAAGUAAAGGUACAACAGGGCACUAGGACGCUCAUAACCAAGAUCCUGUGGUUAACCGUGACAACGGGGGCAUUGACUGCAUUAAUGGCAUUGUUCGCUCUGAUUUUACUGGUUGCUCCGAUCGGAGCCGUUGGAGCAUGGCUCCCUGCCGCCAUGCUGAUAGGAAAGGUGGAGGCCAACAGCUACCUCGCCGUUCUUAAUUCCAGAAUUCGGCUUGGGAGUAGUGGAGACGAUACCCAUAAGCCAUACUCCGCCUUUGCCGUAGCAUCUGCUGGAUUUGAGGUGGAGUUGGGUAACUCGGUGUCUGAGUCACGGCACUCCGUACAGGUUCACGUUCAGCAGCGAGUGGAAGUCUCGCUCCCCGUCCUACCACCGUCCUUCCGAGAGGGAAGCGCGAUUGCGAUGGAUGAUACGAACAAUACGCAGGCGAUCGAGGUCUGA